GCAACCCUAAUGAGACCGAAAGGACGAAACACAUGCUGUUAUGUUUGUAGGAGGUCUCUCUUUCUCUUUCUCUUUCUCCCUCUCUCUGUGUCCCUGCUUCUCUCUUUCUCUCUCCCUCUCCCUCUGUGCGUGAGCGACUGUUACUGAACAUACAGCGCCUGUUAGUGAGAGCCAGUCAAGGCAUCUGUAUUGUAUCAGAGACCCGUUUAAAGAGCGUCCUCCUGGGCCCGAGUCAGAAUUUAUUUAGGCACUCGUCAGCUCACCUGAAGACUGAAGUCGUCCCAGAGCAAAAGAAAUGGACUGUCACAAUGAGGAGUGCAGCCGACCCCAGGAGGAGGAGGACAUCUUGGACAUCCCCCUGGACGACCCUGAGGCUAACAGAGCCGCUGCCAAGAUCCAGGCUGGCUUCCGCGGCCACAUGACCCGUAAGAAGAUGAAGCCAGAGGACAAAACCGAAGGGGAGGAGGUGAGCAGCACUGGGGAUGUGCUCAACAGCAGCCAGGGGGGCUCAGAGACAGGAAGAUCGGGGGCAGUAGAGAGAGACGACACAUCUGUGCCGGAGCAGUGACGCCCCUGUCCUGACCUGGAUGAUGAGAGGGAGAGGAGUCAAGAAGAGGUAGUGAGAGAUGUGUGGCUCAAGCUGGCAUAAGCUGGUUUGCAGGCUUACCUUUUAAAUCCCACCCCCAACAAAAUCGUAUCCCUUUUUCUCCCCNCUGC
Molecule: messenger RNA, 717 nt
Organism: Poecilia reticulata (guppy)
Lineage: Eukaryota; Metazoa; Chordata; Actinopteri; Cyprinodontiformes; Poeciliidae
Source: RefSeq, a predicted model, not a curated record